Messenger RNA from Salmo salar (Atlantic salmon), 939 nucleotides. RefSeq names its product anaphase-promoting complex subunit 5. Gene Ontology annotation, biological process: positive regulation of mitotic metaphase/anaphase transition; protein K11-linked ubiquitination; anaphase-promoting complex-dependent catabolic process. NCBI's taxonomy places the organism in Eukaryota, Metazoa, Chordata, Actinopteri, Salmoniformes, Salmonidae. Gene Ontology annotation, molecular function: protein binding. Gene Ontology annotation, cellular component: anaphase-promoting complex. The record is from RefSeq and is a predicted model, not a curated record.
AUGAAUGAUGGGAAAUACCACAUGGCGGAGCCCCAUGUCACAGCCAUUGCUGCCUUGAACAAAACUGAGGGUCUUUAUAGGAAAGCUCAAGUGCUGAAGGCCUUGAACCGGACCACUGAAGCAUACAGUAUCCUGCAGAGGCUGCAGCUGUACUGCGAGAAGAUCAAGUACACAGAGAUGAUCAUCCGGGUGAUGCUGGUCACAGCUGAGUUGCAUUGGGAGUCGUCAGGUUUUGCCACAGCCCUUCCUCUCCUGCUACAGGCCCUGGCCCUGGCCAGACAGCACCACCUACAGGCCAUGUCCUCCGAGACCAUCCUUCACCUGGCUUUCACUCAGUUGAUGCUGGGAGUACCGGAGCAGGCUCUGGGUGUCCUUCAUGAGGCGAUGGAGCCCAUCCUGGCACACGGAGCGGUCAUGGAUAAGGGCAGAGCUCUGCUGCUGGCAGCCCGCUGUCAGAUGGCCAUGGCUGGGACCCGGUCCAAUGGCCAGAGGCAUGCAGCUUUAGGCCUGGCUGUGCAAUCGCUGGGAGAGGCUGCAGCCUACUUCUCCAUGCUGGACUGUAAGGAGCGUCUCCGUGACGUCCACUACCUGCAGGCCCGGCUGCACCACACCCUGGGACAAACCCCCCAGCGCAACAAAUGUGCCAUGCUGUUCCGCCUCCUGGACCAGGAGCUGCAGGCGCCGGGGGCAGCUGUCGCCAUGCGACUCUGAACGGUCAUCACCACCCUGCCUUCUCCCCGACACAGACCGGAACAUAUACUGGUGUACUCUGUCAUUGUCAUGGACUUCGCAUUCUAUCCUAUCUUUUGGUUUAAAUUGCAACAUUGCUUGUGUGUUAAAGAGUAGAGAAACACCUGGUUUAGGGCACUCCCAAUUUACAUUGCAAACUUGUAUCAUCUAUCUACAAUAUAAAGAUCAGACUUUAAGUCUCUAAUCUUU